GCCUCUCUGAAUAUAUCAGAGCCAAAAAGAGUCUGGGAAGUGAAGAUGGGGAAGGUGUCAGCCAUCUUAGUGGGGCUUCUGCUCUUAUGCGUAUUGGGUGAAGCGGUACAGAAUCUAGAGAUAUACAAAGACCCAACACAGCCCAUUUAUAUGAGAAUCAAAGACCUGAUGGGAAGGAUGAGUCUAGCAGAGAAAAUAGGCCAAAUGACGCAGAUUGAUCGAUCAGUUGCUACCCCAGAGAUCAUGAAGGAAUUCUCAAUCGGCAGUUUACUUAGCGGCGGAGGCAGUGUGCCUCUACCUCAAGCCACCGCAGAAGACUGGAUUCACAUGGUGAACGACUUUCAAAAGGGCUCUCUUUCAAGCCGUCUGGGUAUUCCAAUGAUUUAUGGUAUAGACGCUGUUCAUGGCCAUAACAGCGUAUACAAGGCAACCAUAUUUCCCCACAAUGUGGGUCUUGGGGCUACCAGGGAUCCAGAGCUUGUGAAGAGGAUUGGCGCUGCGACUGCCCUUGAAGUUAGAGCUACUGGCAUUCAAUAUGCUUUUGCGCCAUGUAUUGCGGUCUGCAGAGAUCCAAGAUGGGGCCGGUGCUACGAGAGCUACAGUGAGGAUCCCAAAAUUGUCAAAGCAAUGACAACAAUUAUAACUGGGCUACAAGGCGAGAUCCCCACCAAUUCAAGGGCGGGCAUGCCUUAUGUUGGUGGAAAGAAUAAGGUAGCGGCUUGCGCAAAGCACUUUGUGGGUGAUGGGGGCACGACUCAUGGCAUCAAUGAGAACAACACCGUUAUUGAUUGGAAAGGAUUAAUGAAGAUUCACAUGCCUGCCUAUCACCCUUCCAUCGGGAGGGGUGUGGCUACAGUCAUGGUUUCCUACUCCAGCUGGAAUGGAAAGAAGAUGCAUGCUAACCACCAACUUAUCACUGGAUUCCUCAAAAACAACCUUAAAUUCAAGGGUUUUGUCAUCUCGGAUUGGGAGGGUAUUGACAGGAUCACCUCACCACCCCAUGCAAACUACACAUAUUCCGUUCAAGCUGGGAUACAAGCAGGCAUUGACAUGGUAAUGGUUCCUUUUAACCACAUUGAAUUCAUUGGUAUUCUGACCAAACUGGUGGAGAGCAAAGUCAUCCCCAUGAGCCGUAUCGAUGAUGCUGUCAGCAGGAUUUUGAGAGUCAAGUUUACCAUGGGUUUGUUUGAGAACCCAUUGGCUGAUCUCAGUUUAGUUGACCAGCUAGGGAGCCAGGCUCAUAGAGAUUUGGCAAGAGAAGCAGUUAGGAAGUCUAUGGUUCUUUUGAAGAAUGGAGAAACCGCAGAUGCUCCUUUGCUUCCCUUCCCUAAAAAGGCAGACAGGAUCCUAGUUGCGGGAACCCACGCCGACAAUUUGGGCUACCAAUGUGGUGGUUGGACUAUCACUUGGCAGGGACUUGAUGGAAACAACCACACCCAAGGAACAACCAUCCUAAGCGCCAUCUCAGCUGCCAUUGACCCAAGCACAGAACUGGUAUAUAGGGAGAAUCCUGAUGCUGAAUUCGUCAAGUCCGGCAACUUCUCCUACGCGAUCGUCGUUGUGGGAGAGCACCCUUAUGCAGAGACUGCAGGAGAUAAUUCCAACUUAACAAUUCCUGAACCAGGUCCUAGCACAAUCACUAACGUAUGUGGGGGCAUUAAGUGUGUAGUUGUAGUGAUCUCAGGCCGGCCUCUGGUGAUCCAGCCCUACCUUCCAUCCAUAAGUGCUCUUGUUGCUGCAUGGCUACCAGGCAGUGAAGGCCAAGGUGUGGCUGAUGUUCUAUUUGGAGACUAUGGAUUCACCGGGAAGCUUCCUCGGACGUGGUUCAAGACUGUAGAGCAACUGCCUAUGAAUUUUGACGAUGCCUAUUAUGACCCACUCUUCCCCCUUGGCUUUGGACUCACGACCGAGCCAGCUGCGGCAAGAUAGGGAUGGCUCAGACUGCUCAGUGCUUAAAACUGUGUAGCUAGCAUAUACUUGUUUUCUAGUUUUCUUCUCUUGGUUGGUAUUCGUUGGAUAGGAUAGACACUAGUAUAUUGGAAACUUGAGUUUGAUUUAGCGAUCUAAUUACUUUUAUUUUUUUU
Messenger RNA from Vitis vinifera (wine grape), 2084 nucleotides. RefSeq lists its product as uncharacterized. Gene Ontology annotation, molecular function: beta-glucosidase activity. The coding region runs from base 46 to 1929 and encodes 627 amino acids. The record is from RefSeq and is a predicted model, not a curated record. Lineage: Eukaryota; Viridiplantae; Streptophyta; Magnoliopsida; Vitales; Vitaceae. The transcript is spliced from 8 exons. Gene Ontology annotation, biological process: glucan catabolic process.